Messenger RNA from Fundulus heteroclitus (mummichog), 1667 nucleotides. It is a transcript of the gene dok1a, whose product is annotated as docking protein 1a. The coding region runs from base 77 to 1162 and encodes 361 amino acids. NCBI's taxonomy places the organism in Eukaryota, Metazoa, Chordata, Actinopteri, Cyprinodontiformes, Fundulidae. Gene Ontology annotation, biological process: cell surface receptor protein tyrosine kinase signaling pathway; positive regulation of MAPK cascade. Gene Ontology annotation, cellular component: cytoplasm. The record is from RefSeq and is a predicted model, not a curated record. The transcript has 7 exons.
UAAUCUCGAGCAGAGCAGGAAACUUUCCAGACGUGUUUCUGCGCCGUCCUGCAGCAGCAGGUCUGCUUCUUCCUCCAUGGAGUCUCACAUCAAACAAGGGAAAGUUUUCCUUCAGCGCCACAAACCCAACAAAAAAUGGAAACCAGUGCUGCUGUCUCUGGUCGCCUCCAGCAGCAGCGGAGUGGGUCGGCUGGAGAUCCGGGAAGCAGGAGGAGGCGGCGAUCACAGCCCCGGGCCCUGGAGACACCGCCCGCUUCACGCGGACAGGAAAGUGAAGGUGAUCCGACUGUCGGAGCUGAACUCGGUUCUGAAGCUGCCGCCCAACGCUGAGGCCUAUCCCAUGGAGAACAUGUCGGCGUUCUGUGUGGAGACCCAGGAGAGGACGCUGGUGUUCGCUGCUCUUAAGGGCGACUGUGUGGACUGGGUGGACAAACUGUGUCAGAGCAGCUUCCAGAGAGAAGAAAGUUCAGGAUCCACUCAGGUCCACAUGGAGGACAACCAUAUUUAUGCCUCAGCAGACGAAGCCCCCCAGUUCUGGGUGAUGAUUCAGAAGACGGACGCGGCGACCCGGUGUGGCCUGAAGGGGGCGUACUGCCUGCAGGUGGAGGCGCAGUCGCUGCUGCUGAAAGACACGAAGAAGAAGACGGCUGUCUACGAGUGGCCGUAUGAACUGCUGAGGCGAUACGGGGCUGAUAAGGUGGCCUUUAACAUCGAAGCCGGCCGGCGCUGUGGAUCCGGACCUGGAACCUUCUCCUUUGAGACCCAGCAGGCUGAGAAAAUCUUCUCCCUGAUUCGGAGCAACAUCCAACAAAGAGCCACGGCUGCUGAAACCCCGGAGCCAGAGAAAGUUACUGUGACCAGCCUGCGGCCUCAUUCCCCUCUACCCAGAAUCCCCGACGCUCCCAGCCUGGCAGCCAUCAUGGACACCAAGCUGAGGAUGCAGGACAGGAGAUCUCCUGUGUUUGACAACGUGGCAAAAAGCCUGGAAGAGUCGAGCAGUCCGUCAGAAGGUCCUCCUCCCAUCACCUUGAUGCCUCUGCCGUCGGUUCCUACUCAUGACAUCACCUGCCGAGACAAACCCAAGAGCCAAUCAGACGCCAUAUACGCUGAUCCGAACCGACUGCUUCCCAGUUGUAGAAAUACCCGCACCAACCACGGCUAAGUACAUCGACCCGGUGAAAGUCCUCCCUCUGAAGCCGCCAUGUGCACAAGAAUCCGCCGCCGCCUGUCCCGCCAUCGCAGAGUCACAUCCCAACCCCAAUAUAAAUGUUCCGGAUUUAGUUUACUCAGAGGUUCUGGAUAGCAUCAGUUCAGACCAGAGCAAGCAACGCGUUCCACACACGGCCGAUGAGCCCAUUUACUCUGAGCCCGUCACCAAAGCAGAUUCUAAAACUGAGCCCAAACCCGACCCGUUUGCUCACCUUUACGCUCAAGUCUGCAAAGCAGCAACUUUAGGUAAAAACUCAGCGUCUGCCACCACGUCAGCUUCCUCCUCCACCAUCACCAGUCCAACCGGAUCCGGAGGGGAACCGGUCAGUGAUGUCAUCUACGACAACCUGGGCAUCAUUUAAAUCACCAAACCCCAAAUCUGCAACUCAGGACUCUUUUCUUUGGUUUAAAACUCUUCUUUGCACAAAGAUUAAAUAAACCAGUUUUAUUCUACUGUA